UUUCAGCUCUAAAAUAUGUAGCUAUCUGUUUGUGCACAACUUCAUGAUUUUCUCUCUUAUGUUAAAUUUCAUAUGCUUUUCUUGAUUAAUUGCCUUUUAAUUUCAGUCAUUUUUCUCUUUCUUUUUUUGAAAAUGAAUUCCAGUGAUUUAUUUUGUCCUUGUUUGGUUCAUCGAACUUCUUAAAAUUGGAGCUGUCUUUUUUUUUUCUUUUCUUUUUUCAAGAAAUGAGCUGACCCUUUUGGGGUUCAAUCUGAUAUCCGGUGUGUGGUUUUGAUUCUUGAUUGAAUUUGAUUUUCUGGGGUUGUCUAUUUAUGGGUUUUAGAUAGUUGGUUUUUCUCAUCGAUGAUAUAUGAAAUUCGAUAUUGGUUUUCCUUUUUUGCUUUCGUUCUUUUGAAUUAUUAUCUUCAUUAACAAAAGGUACUAUGAAAUUCCUGAAUUGGGUAUCUGUGUCUUUGUUCAAAUUCAUAAACACCAGAAAUUGAUUUAAUUCAAAAUUUUGACAAUAUUUCUCAUGAUUUUAAGUUCGAUUUCCCGCAGAUAUGCUGAAAUGGUCUUUAUUACAUUGAAAUUUCCUGAGCUUUUUUGUAUUGUUUGACUGAAAACUUGUAUCAACUGAUGAUUAUAUAAAAGGAAAAUGCUAGAGCUACAAAAUUUUUACAAAUUCUUAAUGUAGUGAAUGAUUUUUGGUAUGUAAAAAAGUGAUGUUAGUAGUAGGUCCAAAUGAAAAUCAGAAUAAUUAGCCACAGUAACAGUUUGUAAAAAUGUUGUAAAUAGUUUGGUAUUGUUAGUGAUAUUUUAUUCUCCUGCAUUUUAAGUUCAGUUUAAGGUACCUCAAUUUGCUCAGUUUGAGAUGAUUUUUAGAUGCAUUUCUAUAAAUUUUGAAUGAGAUUAAUACUGAUCCUUCAUUUAUGUUUUGGUUCAUAGGAUCUUGAGUGCAAAACUUCUUUCACAAGUCUGUGCUAACUUUAGAAUUACUAUGUUUUUUGUACUCAUAAAAGACGUUAUGUAAUUGCAUUCCUUAGGAAGAAAGAAAAAGAUUAUUUUAGCUGGUACCACAUAGCAACCUUCAUCAUAAGAUUGUGUUAAGCACAAUGUUAGAUGAAUUAUUUGUAGCAGUGUUUAUAAUGAAAUUAUGCAUAUGAUAAAAGAUAUGAUGAAAUUAUUUCUGAUCCAACAGGUAUAAUUCUAAUAUUAGUCAUGAUUGAAGAAAUAAUCUAGCUUUUCAAGAAAACUAAAGAAAGUAUUGGUACGGCAGAAAAUUGAUCUUAAAAACAGUUGGGACUUUUGAGUUAGUGGCAAGCAUGCGAUUUAAGUACACAGUUGGCAAGGUUGAUUGGGCUAAUCUUCCAAAGGAACUUUUGACCACCAUAGCUAAACAUUUGACUUUCUUGGAAGAUGUCAUUAGCUUUAGUGUUGUCUGUAAGUCAUGGCAAUUGGCUGUUGCUUUAGAGAGGCCCUCUUUGCCUCCCAAGUUUCCAGUACUGAUGCUUAUACAAAUAAAAGAUAAACAAGGUGGAGGCAAUGAAGACAAGGAGAAUAUGCAAAUCCAGAAAUCCUUCACACUUAUUUCACGAGGACUUUUCGUUUCACUAGAGAAGGAAAAGAGAACAAGCACAAGUGAGAGUUGCACACUGCGUUUUGAGUCCCAUGUUUGCAGGCUUAAUUUCAUAAAAACUGCUUACAAAAGAUGCUUAGGAUCAAAAUUUGGAUGGUUACUAACUUUAAGUGUGGAUUCACAAAUUAGCCUCUUGCAUCCCUUCUCAAGACAUCAACUUCAGCUUCCUCCUAAUCCUAACUUUGAUGAUCUGGUUGAUCCUCAUCACCCUGCUUUUAGUGAGCUCUUUGAUCCUAACAUGACUCGCAAUCCUGAAGAUUUCAGUGACACCUUCAUACGGAAAGCUGUUCUAUCAUCAAAUCCCUGGAAGAACUCAACUUGCAACGACCAUGAAGUAAGUGACUUUGUAAUAAUGGCAAUCUUCUCAGAAGCUUGUAUAUUGGCAAUUGCAAGACCAGGAGACAGGGUUUGGACCAAAGUGCAAGUACCCUCUCAUUAUUAUUAUGACACCAUAUACCAUAAGGACAAAUUUUAUGCUGUUGAUUGCAAAGGUGCAUUGGUUGUUUUUGAAUUUGUUCGUGACCAGAGUCCAAGAGGUACUGUUAUUGCACCAGGUCCUCAAGGAAUGAUUGAUUCUUUCAUAAAGUAUCUUGUUGAAUCUUCAGGUGAUCUUUUGCUUGUUUCAAGGGCUCGCACAAAAUGUGUUCGUAGGACUAAAUAUGAUGUUAGAAUUGAGGAGCCUCCCUAUUGGACGUAUAGGUUCAAAAUUUUUAAGCUGGAAGAAUGUACUCAGGUGGGAAGUGAAUACAAGUACAAUUGGAUUGAAUUGAACAACUUGGGCAGCAAGACACUGUUUGUAGGUACUUCAUCUGUGUCUUUAAAUGCAUCAGACAGUAGGGGAAGCUGCCAAGCCAACUGCAUAUACUUCACAGAUGACUUUAAAUACGGACACGGACAUGACAUGGGUGUCUUUAAUGUGGAAAAUGGAACUGUUGAACACCAUUUUCUCAACAAACCCUCUACUUACUCUUCUGUUCCUUUUUGGUAUCUAUAAUCUUUUAUAGAGAGAAUAUGUUUAUUGGCAAAAGUGAAUUCGUUCUCCCUUAUUAGAAAUAUAACAGCUACUAAAACUGAUGAGUCAAUUAUACCAAGAAUGUUGCAUAAAUUCGAUAGUAGGUGUAUAUUAUGUCAAAUAAGGAAUUUUUUUUUUAUUUAUAUAAAUUUGAUAGUUGGGGGAUUUAA
This is a messenger RNA of Quercus lobata, 2797 nucleotides long. RefSeq names its product F-box protein SKIP23-like. The record is from RefSeq and is a predicted model, not a curated record. Gene Ontology annotation, molecular function: protein binding. Bases 1302 to 2609 code for a protein of 435 amino acids. The transcript has 2 exons. NCBI's taxonomy places the organism in Eukaryota, Viridiplantae, Streptophyta, Magnoliopsida, Fagales, Fagaceae.